UAUAGUAUUGGUAUGCUUAUGUGGGAAAUCUCAUCCGGACAACCACCUUUUGUCUAUAAACAUAAUUAUGACCUUGCGCUAAAAAUAAUAAAUGGAAUGAGGCCAAGAAUAAUACCAGGAACUCCUUUAAAAUAUAAAGAACUAAUGGAACAAUGUUGGGAUGCUGACCUAACAAAAAGACCUGAUAUCGAUGCUCUUUGUGAUGAAAUAGAAUCUUUAUAUAGAUCAUAUCUCAAUAAUGAAAAUGAUGAACAACAGACAAAUAACAUUACAAGCAUAGAUAACUUUCAAUUAAAUACAAAUUUUAGUAUUAAUUCUACUAACUCUAUUAACUCUAUUUUAAGAAAUUCUAGUAGUAGAGUUUAUUAUUUUAAAGAUUUGCCUGAACCAAGAAAUGCAACUAAAGGUAAAAAAAUUUUAUUUAUCAAGAUUGGUUAACAUCAUAAUAACUGGUCAUCUAUAUUUUUAUCUAAUAGAAGAACAAGAAGGUAAUCAU
Molecule: messenger RNA, 496 nt
Organism: Rhizophagus irregularis DAOM 181602=DAOM 197198
Lineage: Eukaryota; Fungi; Glomeromycota; Glomeromycetes; Glomerales; Glomeraceae
Source: RefSeq, a predicted model, not a curated record